AUGAUACGUUUCACCUUCAAAACGUCGAUCGCGAACUGCAACGCAGACAUCGACGAGAAGUCCUGGUACGAGAUCAAAUUGGCGAUGUUUCUAAGGGUGAAAAUCUCGCCCGGAACACAGCCCAGCGCAGUGCACUCGUUCACACGCGAGUCGGAGCAGCCAACCCACAACGUGUGUGGCGACUGGCCCAAUCCGGAUUUUUCUAAAACCCUGGGAGUUGUGGCUUGGAGACGGUCAAUGGCAGUCCGAUUGGCCUUCAAAACGUCGUGCACAGUGCUAUCUCUGUUGAGCUGGAAAGGAGACGAGUUCGGGUCGGAGAUCACAGACGAAGUCGAGACAGAAGAACCCAUUGCUGAAGGAAGCUCCUCCUCGAUCUCAAACUCCUGCACGACAUUAAGAAAGACCGUCCAGGCACGACUCUCACCGGUGACGCAGAAAGAACUGAAUUUGCAGUCAACCAAGGUGCUGGCAGCUUUGGGCCAGCUCCCUCAGUAUACCAACGCCAACUCCGUCGCUCUUUACAUGUCGAUGGAUUCUUGCGAGGUGAAAACCGACCUGCUCAUCAGAGACGCCCUACAGCGCGGUAAAAAAGUGUACCUGCCCCGAAUUACCGAAUUGGCUCGGUUCGACGACUUUAAGAGACAUGCUAAUCAAAAAUCGUGUCUGCAUUUCCUACAGGUGCAUAGUGCCGACCUCGACAAAAUGGUGCCUCGCGGAAAGUACCAGCUGCGCGAGCCGGACUUCCACGUGUCGGGGGACGUCGUGACCAACGACCUGCUGUUAUCAGGCACCAAACUCGAUCUCAUGAUCCUGCCCGGGGUCGCGUUCACAAGUUCCUGCGACAGACUCGGGCAUGGAGCAGGGUUCUAUGACGACUUCAUCAAACGGUAUGUGGAAAAACACAGCAACAAACCAUAUCUUUUGGGCAUAGGACUCAAAGAGCAGUUGGAGCCUUCGCUGCCUCUAGAGAGUCACGACGAAAAGCUGGACUGCGUCAUCCUCGGCAACGGCCAAAUCUUUCAUAAGUAG
Molecule: messenger RNA, 1029 nt
Organism: Ogataea philodendri
Lineage: Eukaryota; Fungi; Ascomycota; Pichiomycetes; Pichiales; Pichiaceae
Exons: 2
Coding region: 1-1029 (342 amino acids)
Biological process (GO): folic acid-containing compound biosynthetic process; tetrahydrofolate interconversion
Cellular component (GO): mitochondrion
Molecular function (GO): 5-formyltetrahydrofolate cyclo-ligase activity
Source: RefSeq, a predicted model, not a curated record